GUAAAAUGCAUAGGUAAUUGACCCCUUGCCCCCUUUUGAAUCCGCCACUGCGGCACAAGAGGUUUGCAGCUAUGGCUUCCUCUUCUUGUCCAACAGCGAUAGGAUCAAGCGGCACCCCCCUGAACCCCUCAAACAUCAGGAACUCCACUCCUAAUUUUUGCACUUCACUCCCACUUAUCCCCACCUCUUUCCAGCAAACCAUUCUCAGAACCGACACACCUAUCUCUUCCAUUCACCGUUCAACCCCCAACUUCUCCCCGGCAACAUUCUCGCAGUCCGAACCCGAAACAGAAGAACUGGAUUCCGGAAGCAGGCCGACGCCAUAUUCUGCUGCGCCGAUGGGGAUUCUCCCCCCUGUGAGGCGGCAAAGAAGGGCGUACAGAAAGCAAUACCCUGGUGAGAAGAAGGGCAUUGCGGAAGAGAUGAGGUUCGUUGCGAUGAGACUCCGCAACAAUGGCAGUCCAAAAAGUAAGCGGAGAGCUAUGAGUGAGAUAGAUACGGAGGAUUGUGACGAAGAAGAAGAAGAAGUCAUGGAGGCCAAUGAUAGCAGUGGAAAUGGGGAGUAUUGGCAGCCUUCCAUGGAAGGAUUCCUAAGGUACCUUGUGGAUAGCAGGCUUGUUUUCAACAUAAUCGAACGCACCGUUGAUGAAUCCAGUGAUGUUUCUUAUGCUUACUUCAGAAAUACUGGAUUGGAAAGAGCAGAUUUUAUAUCGAAAGAUCUAGCAUGGCUUAGCGAACAAGGAAAUGAUAUCCCAGAACCUAGCAAUCCUGGUGUUGCUUACUCCAAUUAUCUUGAAGAACUUGGAGAGAAAAACCCCCCUUUGUUUCUCUGCCAUUUCUACAACAUAUACUUCUCCCAUAUUGCCGGAGGUCAAGUUAUAGCUAAAAAGAUCAGGUUUGUGAGAAGUUGAUAAGAGGAGGAGAAGGAAGGGCAUUAGAAAUGUACAGAUGGAACGGAAAUGAAGAAAAAUUACUGCAAGGAGUGAGGGAGAAGCUCAACAUGCUGAGUCAACAUUGGCCUAGAAACAAUAAGAACAGAUGUUUGCAUGAUAUGCGCAAGUCUUUCCGUUUUCUGGACAAGAUUGUCCGGUUAAUCGUCUUGUAAACAUCUUGGAGCCGAGCCUGGGUUCUUGUCCCUUGUUCAUAUAAUAUAAUUACACAACAUUAUUAUCAUUAUUUUUAAAAAUGAUAUUUGUACCCACUCUUAUAUCCACUUUUAUAUCCAUCACGUAUGUAAAAGGUUUUUUUUUUUUGUGUAAAUGGUUGUUUACAAGCAAAAAAAGUCUUCAUAGAAGGAGUAUAAGAGUGGAUAUAAGAGUGGGUACAACAAGAAUGGUUGUUCUUAAAAUUGUCCUUUUUAGUACCCACCCUUAUAUCCACCUUUAUAUCCACCGUGUCUGUGAAAGGUUUUUUUUGUCUGUGAAUCCGUUCACAAACAAAAUACAUGUUUUAUUUUGUCUAGUGGGUGAAACCCUAAAAUGCACUAAAAUAAGACAUGUGGCGUUAGAGGACAUUGAUGUGACACAGAUGAGGUGCCUAGUACCCCUUGUCCUCAUCGCAGACGGAGGAAUCGUACUGAUAUCUUCAAUGUCCUCGAACGGGAUUCACAAAAAAAUAAAGCCUUUUGCGACAUGGUGAGUAUAAGGAUAGGUACAAAUAUCUUUUUUAUUGUACAACUCAUUACACCUCCCCAUAAUAUAUAGUUUUGUCACUUUUGUGAUUUGACAUGA
This is a messenger RNA of Cuscuta europaea, 1730 nucleotides long. The record is from the annotation of a GenBank genome assembly. Lineage: Eukaryota; Viridiplantae; Streptophyta; Magnoliopsida; Solanales; Convolvulaceae.